Molecule: messenger RNA, 1699 nt
Organism: Suillus clintonianus
Lineage: Eukaryota; Fungi; Basidiomycota; Agaricomycetes; Boletales; Suillaceae
Product: enolase C-terminal domain-like protein
Exons: 11
Coding region: 211-1620 (469 amino acids)
Biological process (GO): carbohydrate catabolic process; amino acid catabolic process
Molecular function (GO): hydro-lyase activity; magnesium ion binding
Source: RefSeq, a predicted model, not a curated record
UAUUGACCAAGUUUAUUAUCAUUGUCUUGUGAUGUUUCCCUGCAUGUGUCUAUCAUCACCUGGUCAUCCAGGGUCAAUAUUCGCACCGGUGGAGCAUCUCAGUACCAUCCACAAGGCUCCAUAAAUACAGGUAGAGUUAGGCGCCGCAUCGUCCGCUUUCAUUUCUGUCGCUCAUACCAACUUCGUCCCUAAACACGACACACUCUUACGAUGACGACCAGAAUCACACAUUUCGAAACGCAUGAUAUUCGAUUUCCCACAUCCUUGACGGGUGAUGGCACUGAUGCGAUGAAUACAGAUUGCGAUUAUAGUUCAGCAUAUGUUACCAUAUACACCGACGGUGGGCUUAUCGGUCAUGGAAUGACGUUUACCAUUGGUCGUGGUACCGACAUUGUUUGCCAUGCGAUCCGGGAACUUGCUGGACGAUUGGUUGGACGGGAUCCCGAGAGCUUUUUUGAAAAUAUGGGAAAAGCUUGGGACUGGAUGUGCUCCGACUCGCAGCUGCGAUGGAUUGGUCCAGAGAAGGGCGUAAUUCACCUUGCAACCGCUGCAGUGAAUAACGCCUUGUGGGACAUGUUUGCUCGUGCGAGAGGCAAACCCCUCUGGAAAUUGAUUGUGGAUAUGACUCCUGAAGAGCUCGUAAACGCAACUGCCUUCCGUUAUAUCACGGAUGUGUUAACACGCGAAGAGGCACUUGCGAUGCUUAAGGCCAAAGAGGCUGGAAAGCGUGAAAGGGAAGCCCUUGUGACCGAAGUUGGGUAUCCAGCAUAUAUCACAUCAGCGGGCUGGCUUGGAUAUUCAGAUGAGAAAGUGUCCCGUCUCACCAAGGAGGCCCUUGCAAAUGGUUUCAACCACUUCAAGAUGAAAGUAGGCACCGACCUCAAGGAUGACUUGCGCAGGGGCAAGAUGAUCCGUUCUAUCAUCGACGACCCCGCAAAUUACCCGUCUGGAUUCAAGGAUCCUUCAGGCCCAGAUCUGGCUGGGAAGAACGCGGGUCCAACUGGUGCUGUAUUGAUGAUCGAUGCAAACCAGGUUUGGGAUGUCCCACAAGCAAUAGAGUAUGUGGCUGGAUUGGCGGAAAUCAAACCUUGGUUUAUCGAAGAGCCUACAGCGCCCGACGAUGCUCUCGGCCACGCUGCGAUCAGGCGGGCACUCAAACCGUACGGGAUCGGAGUUGCGACCGGGGAACAUGCACAUAACCGUAUGGUGUUUAAGCAAUUGUUCCAGGCCGAAGCGAUCGAUGUAUGCCAGAUCGACUCCUGCAGACUCGCAGGUGUCAGUGAGGUGCUGAGCGUGUUGCUGAUGGCUGCAAAGUUUGGCGUCCCUGUUUGUCCACAUGCCGGUGGCGUUGGAUUGUGCGAAUAUGUUAUUCAUCUCAGCGUGAUUGACUACGUCGCCAUUUCCGGGACGAUGGAACGAAAUGUAUUGGAAUUCGCGGACCACUUGCAUGAACACUUUCCCUACCGGUGUACCAUGAACAACCGGGGGAGGUACAAUAUUCCGAGUAACCCAAAGGAAGGGUAUAGUAUCGAGAUGUAUAAAGAGAGCAUUGCCGAGUUUGAGUGGCCGAAUGGGUCUUACUGGGUCGGUACGAGGGGUGGUAAAGUUCUAAGCACUUAAUGGUAAGUAUAGGUUGUCGGACUCUUGUAUAACAAUCAUGUAGGAUAUGUAAGACAUGCUUCAUUUUCGAUGUUCCAGC